Messenger RNA from Sphenostylis stenocarpa, 357 nucleotides. The record is from the annotation of a GenBank genome assembly. Lineage: Eukaryota; Viridiplantae; Streptophyta; Magnoliopsida; Fabales; Fabaceae.
AUGGAUACAGCUGAACAAAGUAAAGGCGAGUACGCUCUUACCAGGGAUACAGAGAACCCACUAUUGGGAAAAUUUGACAAGCCACUACCAUGUUAUGGCUGUGGAAUUGGUUGGUUCUCCCUUCUACUAGGAUUUGUCUGCCCAUUAAUGUGGUAUUAUGCUACAAUUCUGUACUUUGGAAAUUACUAUCAUAGGGACCCGAGAGAGCGGGCUGGGCUUGCUGCUUCUGCAAUUGCUGCUCUAAUUUUCACACUUGCUGUUGUGAUAACAGUAGCUGUUAUUCCUGAUGAACCCACGAUCAAGCUCUUGUGGUCGCUUUUGAUCAUCAAGAAAGUAGACAAGGAUGAUGUCAUGUAA